Molecule: messenger RNA, 1894 nt
Organism: Dufourea novaeangliae
Lineage: Eukaryota; Metazoa; Arthropoda; Insecta; Hymenoptera; Halictidae
Source: RefSeq, a predicted model, not a curated record
AUGAAUCAUCAGAGGAUGAUGGCUGAGGUAGCCUGGGAUGUUGGGAGCUUGGGACCAGCUAGCUCUCUUGUAAACUAUGAUAGAUCUUGGGCUAACUGUCUUUCAAGUUACUUAUACAACUGGAUUAGUUUAGAUGAAUCAUCAGAGGAUGAUGGCUGGGGUAGCCUGAGAUGUUGCGAGUUCCCGACGGAGUGGAACGGUCGGUGGUUUCAGUCGGGGAACGACGAGCUGGUGACGGUGAACGGACCCAACAUGACCAGCAAGGGUGUCUGCAUCGACACCAAAGAUGAUAAGUUCCUGAUCCACGACAGGAAGGAGAAUUGCUAUCGCUGCAUCGUGAUGCACAUGAAACAUCCAAACGUGCUUCAGUAUAAAGAAACCUACUGUAACACGGAGGAUCCAAAGCCUAGCUUGUCGUCAACGUGCAACGCGUUGACCACAGACGACUGUCUCAAUUCGUUGUUCCGCACGGGAGCAGCACCAAUUCCCUGUCCCUUCAAAGGUCCGUUGGAGUUCUCGUACAGCCGUGGAGAGGAGGAGUGCAAAUCGCCGUCCUCUACUGCGGAGACAUGCACCCAGGAGUCGCGAUUACUCUUGCGGUACCAGGCGUGCGCAAACGUUCUCUACUCUGAGAGUGUUGAUGUGGAGCUAGAAUGUUUCGCCACGUGGAAGGAGGGCAGCACGCACAAUUUGGUCGCGCGGUUGCAUCUGAAAACGAUCCCUGAUCGGGAAACGAGCAAGGAGGAGAGCUACAGAUGCUUCAUUUAUCAGCAAACGUCGAACAGCUCGUGGAAUUUGGCGCAAAGUGCCGAUGCCGGUUGCAGCGGCUUCAGUGUCAAUGACGCUGCCAAGACGUACAAGAUGUGGCAGAUGGCUAGCCUUAGAUCGAAUAUCGUCUCGACUUCUGGCGUCGCCUUAUAACCUGACGAUGAUGAUCGAAGGGAGACUCGUCUUCUCUGUCACUCCAUUGCGCCGAUCAACGAUCAUCAUUAUCAUCAUCCUUUGAACCCUGACAGAGAAAGUCAGGUGAUGUAUGUGGCGAAGGCUACCGUCGACUGUACCAACGGUUACAUGUGCCUGAUGUUCCAUCGAAGGGACGACCACAUAAUAGAGAUGCAACUGUCGGAAUGGAGCCAACAGACCGAGAACGUGUGCAACUCGAGCAUGUUUAACUCCCGCUCGACGCCGUACACGACGUUCAUUGCGUCUGAUCCGAUGACCAGGCAGUGCCCGAACCUGGGUCGUUACAAGAUCGUGUCGGUGUUCCAUGCACACUCGAACGACAGCUCCGACGACAUAUUGGGCGGGGGCGGAAGGCAGAACGUCGCGAACGCCGCCGAGGUUCAGGACGCCAGAGUUACGCCGACACCUAAUCCGACUCGAUGCCGUUAUGGAAGCGUCCGCCAAUUGGAUAUCGGUUGCAAGACACCGGAUCGCAUGGAGUUCGCUUCAUCUUGCAGCGACGAGGCACCGUACCUUUCAGAGUACUGGUGCCACGGGAGCUGGAUCGAAAACGGCACAGCUUAUUUGGUCGCGAGCACAGACGUCGGCCGUUACUGUCUCGUUUACAGUGCAUCAACCGCGGCGACAGGAAGUCGUGAACUCUCGGUGACGGGUCAUCUUGCUUCCUGUCCGAGGACCUCUCACCGUCAUCUAAUAUCGUGGCAGGUCAACCUCACGUCGUACGCUCAAUGCGGCGAGAUUUCAACGGCCACGUCGUGGACGUACCGCAUCUCAGCCUCGAUGUACAUCUUCGUUGUCCUCGGUGUCCUGUUCGGCAGGUACAUCGUGAGGUGAUGCUACUGAGUGGAGAGACCGGGCCACGCAGGGACGGCCGUGUAGUCAGCGAACAGCCACACACCACAAAACCAAAAACAGCGAAGCAAACAACAAC